This is a messenger RNA of Aspergillus campestris IBT 28561, 870 nucleotides long. Its product is annotated as MYB DNA-binding domain protein. Gene Ontology annotation, molecular function: DNA-binding transcription factor activity, RNA polymerase II-specific; RNA polymerase II cis-regulatory region sequence-specific DNA binding. Gene Ontology annotation, biological process: regulation of DNA-templated transcription. The record is from RefSeq and is a predicted model, not a curated record. The coding region runs from base 1 to 870 and encodes 289 amino acids. NCBI's taxonomy places the organism in Eukaryota, Fungi, Ascomycota, Eurotiomycetes, Eurotiales, Aspergillaceae. Gene Ontology annotation, cellular component: nucleus. The transcript is spliced from 2 exons.
AUGAUUGCGUUACGAAACCAGCCUAUCCUACCCCCCGCCAAAGUGGAUAUCUCACUACUACUAAAACCUCAAGAUGAGGAGGAGACGGCACCGGUGACCUCUGCGCCCACCCUUCCACCGAAUCCACUGCCGCCGGCGCCCAUGGUGCCUGCGAUGUCAGUACCCGCCCCGAACCCGGUCUCGACGGUGGCACCUUUCUCGGUCAAAACAACGAGCUCCGUGCCGGCCAAGCGCCUCCAUCCUGGUCACGCCGCGGAAUCGCCCGCCAAAAAGCAGUCUAAAUGGUCUCCCGAAGAAGAUGCUUUGAUCAUCGAACUACGGGGGAGUGGCAUGAAGUGGGAAGAUAUCAGCAAGCGACUUCCUGGACGAAGUGCGAUCAGCUGCCGCCUCCACUAUCAGAAUUAUCUAGAGCGCAGGAGCGAAUGGGAUGAAGACAAGAAGAACAAACUUGCGAGACUAUAUGAGAGAUUCAAAGCCGAAAUGUGGUCCAAGGUGGCCGAGGAAAUGGCGAUUCCUUGGAGAGCGGCAGAGGCCAUGCAUUGGCAAUUGGGAGAACAGGAGAUGGCCCGCCGAGCCGGUGUUGUUCCUUUCUCGCUGUCGAGCACGGCCAUCGACCCGCCAGCCCCGAGAACCCGCAGAGCGAGCACGUCUCUAUCCAGGCCGAGAAAACCAUCCGUCUCGCGCGCCAUCCACCCCCCACAACUCCCAUCCGUCGAAGAGCUCACAGCUGGUGUUCCCGCAUAUGCGCCUACGCCGCCGCCAUUUGCAUUUCCACGAGACCCCUACCGAGUAGGACGACCGCUAGAUAUGGCUAGCAGUCACGGUCACCUGGGCCCUGCGCUUGGCCCGCCCCCUCGGACCCUUCCUUAG